AUGGGAAAUUGGAGCACAGUGACUAAAUUCACCCUGAUCGCCUUCCCUGCUCUCCUAGAGCUUCGCAUCUUCCUCUUUGUGGUUCUUUUGCUGACUUACACAUUAACCACAACAGGAAACAUUAUCAUCAUCUUCCUAAUAUGGACCGAUAAACGCCUGCAGACCCCAAUGUACAUUUUCCUCAGUAAUUUGUCCUGUCUAGAUAUUUUAUACGCCACUGUCAUUACCCCAAAGUUGCUAGCCUGCCUCCUAGGAGAGAAGAAAACCAUAUCCUUUGCUGGCUGCACCACUCAAACAUAUUUCUACUUCUUUCUGGGGACAGUGGAGUUUAUCCUCCUGGCGGUGAUGUCCUUUGACCACUAUGUGGCCACCUGUAAUCCCUUGCGCUACACAACCAUCAUGAACAGCAGGACCUGCCUCUUGCUGGUCCUGGGCUGCUGGGUGGGAGCCUUCCUGUCCGUGUUGGUACCAACCACUGUAGUGACAAGGCUACCUUACUGUAGAAAAGAAAUUGAUCAUUUUUUCUGUGACAUUGCCCCUCUUCUGCAGGUGGCUUGUGUAGAUACGUACCUCAUUGAGCAGAUAAACUUUCUCCUAUCUGCCCUUGUCAUCCUGAGCUCCCUGGCAUUCGCUACUGGGUCCUACACCUACAUCCUGCGCAUCCCCUCAGCCCAAGGCCAUCAAAAAGCUUUUUCUACCUGUGCUUCUCACAUCACAGUUGUGUCCAUUGCCUACGGGAGCAACAUCUUUGCGUACGUGAGACCCAACCAGAACUAUUCCCUGGAUUUUGACAAGAUAGCUGCUGUCCUCAUUACAGUGGUGACCCCACUUCUGAACCCUUUUAUUUAUAGCUUGAGAAGAAAGGUGAAAGAAGUGUUGAGAGAGACAGUGAACAGACUCAUGUCCUUGAUAUUUAGGAAAACUUGA
This is a messenger RNA of Neomonachus schauinslandi (Hawaiian monk seal), 927 nucleotides long. Its product is annotated as olfactory receptor 6M1. Gene Ontology annotation, cellular component: membrane. Gene Ontology annotation, biological process: G protein-coupled receptor signaling pathway. Gene Ontology annotation, molecular function: olfactory receptor activity; G protein-coupled receptor activity. NCBI's taxonomy places the organism in Eukaryota, Metazoa, Chordata, Mammalia, Carnivora, Phocidae. The record is from RefSeq and is a predicted model, not a curated record.